UUUACCACAUUGUCAUACAUUAUUAUGGGUUCCAUCACCCUUUAGAAUUCAAGAAGGUGCAGAUAUUGAUAAAUACAUUACCGUUGAGCUUCCUGAUCCUACACUUGAACCAGCACUAUAUAGGACUGUUACUACAUGCAUGCUACAUGGUCCUUGUGGUUCACUAAAUAUUGGUGCCCCAUGUAUGGUAGAUGAUAAACCGUUCAACCCAUUAACAACUUUUGAUGAAAAUGGUUACGUGCAUUAUAAAAGACGUGUUGGAUCAUAUCAUGUCUUACAAAGUGGGGUUAUAACUGAUAACGGCUUUGUAGUGUCGUACAAUAAACGUUUGUGUAGUCGCUUUGAUGCUCACAUCAAUGUAGAAUAUUAUGGAUGGAAUAUGAUGAUUAAGUACUUAUUUAAGUACAUUUCAAAAGGGGUUGAUCGCGUUCGUUUCACUCUUCAAACAUCAGAGGAAAAUAUUACUGCUUCUUCCUCUACCAUACCCGUCAUUGUAAAUGAAAUCAAGUCGUUUCUUGAUGGUCGGUAUAUAUGUCCACACGAAGCAGCAUGGCGAAUCCUCAAUUUUCCCAUUCAUGAACGAGAUCCACAUGUACAAGUCUUGGCCGUCCAUUUAGAGGGGAUGCAACCUACUAUUUUCAAAGAAAAUAGUCAAUUAGGCUCUUUAAUUGAUACCCCCAAUUAUGGCGUUACGACUUUAAUAGAAUGGUUGCACAAUAAUCAACGUGAUGUUCAAGGAAUUGACUUGACAUACAAUGAUUACCCUUCUAAAUAUAGUUGGGAAAACAAAGAUAAGAGAUGGGUUCAUAGGACUACCACGACAAAUACUACCAUUGGCAGACUUGCAUAUGUACAUCCAACUGCUGGGGAGUUAUUUUAUCUACGGAUUUUACUGUUCCAUCAAAAAGGAUGUAAAUCAUUCUAUGACAUUAGAAUCUUUCGUGAAAACACAUACUCAAAUUUUUGUGAUGCAUGUGAAGCGUUAGGGUUAACUGGUAACGAUAAAGAGUGGCUAACAGCAUUUGAAGAAGCAUCAUCUUAGGCAACCUCAUCUGAACUUCGUUCUCUUUUCUGUCAUCUACUUUUGUAUUGUGAAGUAGGAAACCCUCUUUUGUUAUGGGAAGUCGCAAAACCUAAAAUGGGCGAUGACAUAGCCCAUACAUUCACAUCCAAUUCUACAGAUCCCAAUGUAAUUCUACGUGUUGAUACACUAGAACAACAAAUACUUCUCGAAAUUCAAGAAACUCUACUAGCUUCAACACCUUCCAAAUCACUUACUGACUUUGGAUUGCCAAUGCCAUCUCCAUCUCUACUUUCCUUUCUCAGAAAUCGUCUUCUUCUUGAAGAGACUAAUUAUGAUACAAAUCUUUUGAAUUCUCAAAAUUCAUCCAUGGUAUCACAAUUAAAUCCGGAUCAACUUACAAUUUAUGAAAGAGUUAUGGAUGCAGAACACAACAAAAAGCAACUUCUAUUAUUUAUAUAUGGAGCUGGUGGUACAGGAAAAAAAUUUUUAUGGACGACUAUACUUUCAUAUUUUAGAUCUAGGGGAAAGAUUAUACUGGCUGUUGCUGCCUCAGGCAUUGCAUCCCUUUUGUUGCCUUCAGGUCGUACUGCUCAUUCUAGAUUUGUUAUUCCAAUUGACUUUACACACAAGUCUUCCUGUAAUAUUAAAAAACACAGCUAGCAGAACUCCUAAAGAAGACUUCUAUGAUCAUAUGGGAUGAAGCUCCAAUGAGUGAUCGUCGUUGCUUUGAGUUUCUAGAUAAAUCACUAAAAGAUGUCCUUGAGAAUGAUAACCAUCUUUUUGGUGGGAUGUCAAUGCUCCUAGGAGGUGACUUUCGACAAACUCUUCAUGUUCAACCUAAAAGUAGAAAAUCACAGAUAAUUAGCAUGACUCUACCUAAUUCCUAUCUAUGGUCACAUUUUACAGUAUUCAAAUUGCAUCAUAAUAUGCGUUUAUCCCAAACGGUCAAUUCAAAUAAGGAUGUUGAUCGAAUAUCACAAUUUGCUUCAUGGCUUCUUGGUAUUGGAAAUGGAAAUAGGAACACCAGACAAGAAUGAUCCAGAAAGCACAAACAUUAUACAAAUACCUCAUUGUUUCCUUAUCGAAUCAGGAGACAAAGGAUUAGAAUCGCUGAUACAUUUUGUAUAUGGCAAAAAUCUAUUUUCCAAUCCAUCACCUGAAGAGUUAUCUGUUAGAGCCAUUAUUUGUCCGAAAAAUGAAACAGCUGACCAAGUCAAUGCUUUAAUUCUAUCAAAAACUAAUAGUCAAGGGGUGGUAUACAACAGUUGUGAUUCUAUUAAAUCACAUACCCAUGAAAGCUUAGAAUUAGAUACCUUAUAUCCCCAAGAUUAUCUAAACAACUUUCACUUUUCUGGUAUUCCUUCACAUACAUUAAUUUUGAAAGUUAAUACCCCAGUUAUGCUAAUAAGGAAUAUCAAUCAAAGAGAAGGUCUUUGUAAUGGAACACGUUUGAUUGUCACACAAUUAUUACCAUCUGUGAUUGAAGCUUCCAUAAUAACAGGAAUAUCUGUUGGGAAAAGGGUGUACAUUCCAAGAAUAAAAUUUGUACAUAAUACCUCUGACCUACCUUUUAUAUUUAUCAGAAAACAAUUUCCUCUGAAAGUAUGUUACGCAAUGACUAUAAACACAAGUCAAGGCCAAUCUCUUAAAAAGGUAGGUUUAUACCUCACAAACUCUGUUUUCACACACGGACAACUAUAUGUGGCUUUGUCAAGAGCUACCUCACCAGAUUCAAUAAAGAUUUUGCUACAACAAGAAGAAGCAUUACCAUUCAACUGUACUAGAAAUGUCGUCUUCAAGGAUUUGUUAUGAAGGAUUAAUAUGCAAGAGAGCAAUCUCCUCAACCAUGGAUAGAAUAUCAAACCUUCAAUUUGGUUCACCAUGAAUUUCACUUGAAAUUCGUGUCUUGCGAAAAUGGACAUUGCAAUUUAGAAAGCACGAGACAUGGUUUAUCGUGAUUGAUGCGCAUGGAGGUACAAUUCAACUACUAGCACAAAAGACAAAUCAAGGAGGCAAAGAAACUUCAUUAAUAGUCUCUCGAUGUUAUCGUAUUAAGAACUAUACAUGCAUUGAGCCAAACAAAUAUCAAAAGGUGUUAAAUCACCCAGUACACAUGAAUAUUGGUGAAGCAUCAACAAUUGAGGAAAUUCCAAACCACAGUGCCCUUCCUCUAACAUGGUUCCGCUUCAGUCCAAGAUCACACUUUCAGAUUAUAGCAGACAAAAACUUAGAGCAUCCAGGCGUACUCAUCGACAUGAAAGAUCGCCAAAAAAAACAAGGAACCUUUCAUGGUUAUCACUUUAACUGAUGAAAAUUCAAGUGCGGAGGCGAUUACCAUACUCUUAUGGAAGGAAUGCAUAGAUUCGCCAGACAAAUUCAAUAGAAAUGCCCUUACAUCAAACUCUAACACGGUUGUACUAGCUUUCACCAAUGUCAAGUCCACUAUGUAUAAUGGAAGAUUAACAUUGACAAGAACCAGCGCAACACACAUGUACGUCAAUCCCAAAAUACCCGAAACAGACAAACUCAUUACAAGAUUUGGUACCCAAUUUCAAUCAAAAUCAACAACAGCUGUGAUAAAUACUACAUUACAACAUUUAAAAAGCUCAGAUUUCUCUCAAAUAGUGGACAAAGUAUACGUUUUCAAGUCCAUACUAUCUGAUAUCACAUUUAAAGAUGUAUGGUACCACGUAGCAUGUACCACAUGUGGUAAAUCAACCCACAAAAAAGGUGAUGGAUGGUUUUGUGUUUCCCAUGGGCCAAUAAAUGAACCAAAACUUUUAUAUAAAAUCUCAGUAGUACUCGUAGACAAUACAGAUACCACAACAGUUUUCAUGUCUAACGAAGCAAUUCGUACUUUGGUAAAUGCAAGUGCACAAGAACUCAUUGACCGCUUUCCCAGUCAAGAUAGAAAAACUUUGCCUGAACCACUCGAACGUUGUAAAGGGUUGACAAUGAAUGUCUAUGUGGAAUGCACAAAACUUUCAUCCACUAAUAAUAUAUGUUUCACAGUCACCACUAUCACUGACAUAAAGACUCCGCAACCAACAAUCAUAUCAACAAAAAAAACACAACCAACACCUGCAACAACAAUGGAACAACAAACCUCAACAACUAUGGAGUCCCUCACCCCUACUAAAUCACGUGAAACCGGAAAACGCAUUCAGAUGGAACAAAGAGGUAAAAACAACUUAAAACAGUUUAUUUAUAUCUUACACGUAACAACAUCUUACAUUUCACAGAUACACCAACAAAACCACGUCCCAAAUGAGAGAAAUACAAAAACCAUGGAAAAGAAGAGGACGGAACACAUGCCAAACAAUAUUGAAACUAUGUGAUCUUUUCACACCGUACGUACAGUUAACCUAUACUCUCUUUAUAUAUUUUGCUUUUCAUCCAUAUUCAAUAAAACUCUCAUAUUAUGUUAACAAACAAUAAUUUGUAAAUAUUCAAUAGAAACUAUCAUAUUAAAACAAAAAAAUACAAACACUUGUUGUAAUCAU
Lactuca sativa (garden lettuce) is the source of this 4527-nucleotide messenger RNA. NCBI's taxonomy places the organism in Eukaryota, Viridiplantae, Streptophyta, Magnoliopsida, Asterales, Asteraceae. The record is from RefSeq and is a predicted model, not a curated record.